Messenger RNA from Penaeus vannamei (Pacific white shrimp), 487 nucleotides. The record is from RefSeq and is a predicted model, not a curated record. NCBI's taxonomy places the organism in Eukaryota, Metazoa, Arthropoda, Malacostraca, Decapoda, Penaeidae.
CUGGGCAGUGCAGGUGGGUGCUCGACCGGGGAAGACCACGGUGGGGGUGGGUGCUGCAGUGCUGGCAGUGGGGGUGCCAAUUCAGACACCCUCCCAGCCAUCAGCCCAGCCACCACCAACAGUGGGGGAACUGGCUGUGCUAGAGUACAGAAGGAGAGCAGUCAGCAAAGUGCCACCGUCAACCAGCAUACUGCUCCCACUUCCACUUCCAAAGACCUCAGUAUAAAGGGCAUGAAGGAAAAAAAGCCGUCAACCAGCUCACUGGGGUCUGGGGACAGCACACAGGUCAAGGUGGUGCGGGUUAUGGUGGAUGACUCAAAGCCCAAACACACUUCCAAAAAGAACAGGCCAAUCCAAGCAGACCUCGACGUGUCCAAGGAGUUCAACAGGUCAGUUGAAUUGUAGAAGUAGACCAAGAAUUCAGCUUUCCCUGCUUGUAUCUUCAGUAGCAAAAACACAAAAUAAGAAAUAAAAGUCCUAAUCUAAA